Molecule: messenger RNA, 2350 nt
Organism: Oncorhynchus keta (chum salmon)
Lineage: Eukaryota; Metazoa; Chordata; Actinopteri; Salmoniformes; Salmonidae
Product: claudin-3-like
Exons: 2
Coding region: 240-1373 (377 amino acids)
Biological process (GO): bicellular tight junction assembly; cell adhesion
Cellular component (GO): bicellular tight junction; plasma membrane
Molecular function (GO): structural molecule activity
Source: RefSeq, a predicted model, not a curated record
UUCACAUGGGGUUUGUUGAGAAGAAAGAAAAGAAAAGACAUUUGAAAACCUCCUUAGCCAAUGCCCAUGAGACUCUACCUUCUGUUUGUGGAGUGCUAUAAAGAUAGCUCUGAGUAUACAGACGGUGAGAAUUCCAAAGCAGAACCCAGACAGUGAAACCCUUUUGUGUGUGAAGUUGAGACAGUUAAGAGAGUGAAGACACAUGUAGACUUACUUACAAAGGAAGGUAAAACAACAAAAUGGCUGUGUUGGGACUAGAGAUCUUGGGAAUGAUCCUGGCUGUCCUGGGUUGGAUAUUAAGCAUCGUGUCCUGCGCCCUGCCCAUGUGGAGGGUGUCUGCUUUCAUCGGGGUCAACAUCAUCACAGCUCAGACCAUGUGGGAGGGCAUCUGGAUGACCUGUGUGGUGCAGAGCACGGGCCAAAUGCAGUGUAAGGUCUACGACUCCAUGCUAGCCCUCAGCUCCGACCUGCAGGCAGCCCGAGCCCUCACAAUCAUCUCUAUAGUUGUGGGCAUCAUGGGGGUGCUGGUGGCCGUGGUGGGGGCUAAGUGUACCAACUGUGUUGAGGACGAGACGGCCAAGGCCCAGGUGAUGAUCGCAGCCAGGGUGGCCUUCAUCGUAGCAUCCCUGACCCAGCUGAUCCCUGUGUCCUGGUCAGCCAACAGAAUCAUCAUGGAUUUCUAUAGUCCCAUCACUCCUGAGGCUCAGAAAAGGGAGAGAAUUACCACCAUGUCUGCAGGGUUGGAGUUAGUGGGGAUCGCUCUGUGCGUAUUAGGAUGGAUCAUUGCCAUCGUGUCCUGCACCCUGCCCAUGUGGCGAGUAACAGCCUUCAUCGGCAGCAACAUCGUCACGGCUCAGAUCAUCUGGGAGGGUCUGUGGAUGACCUGUGUGGUCCAGAGCACAGGCCAGAUGCAGUGUAAGGUCUAUGACUCCAUGCUGGCUCUCUCCCAGGACCUCCAGGCCGCCAGGGCUCUCACAGUCAUCUCCAUCCUCCUGGCCAUCCUGGCCGUGCUCAUCGCCAUCGCCGGCGCCAAGUGCACCAACUGCAUCGAGGACGAGGCAUCCAAAGCUAAAGUCAUGAUAAUCUCUGGGGUGUUCUUCAUCGUGUCAGGAGUCAUGCAGCUGAUCCCAGUGUCCUGGUCGGCCAACACUAUCAUCCGGGACUUUUACAACCCGCUGCUGACUGAUGCACAGCGCAGAGAGCUAGGGGCAGCGCUCUACAUUGGCUGGGGGGCCUCAGCCCUCAUGAUCCUCGGGGGAAGCCUCCUCUGCUACUCCUGUCCCCCUAGGAAGUACAAGCCCUCACAGAUGGCAUACUCUGCCCCAGGCUCUGCCCCAGGUGGGCCUGGGUUCCAGAGAAAAUACUAUGUGUGAUGGGACAAUGGAUGGGACAAGGACUAUUUAUGUAACAACCAAAAAUGUUAUUCUACACCUGUUUCUAAUGGUGUGUCUAAGAAAGGGCUUCAUGAAUGAAGGAGACUCCGUGAUGAAGGGAUGUGUUUUAUCAUUGUUUUGUUGGAUUUGUCUAUGUGUGUACAGUAUUUGUCUCUGUAUUAUCUCUUCUGAAAGGAAAGCAUAGAAGUUCUGUCUGUGUCAGAAAACAUUUGAGAAGGAUCAUGUACUUUCCAUUUGGGUUUAGUGAGAACAAAGGAAAUUAAGAAUAAGAUCAGUAGUUAUUAAAUGUUUUAAGUAUUAAAAAGUUUUAAGUGUUGAAUUAUUGGUGAGCUAUGCAUAUUCAUUGAAAUUAUAUCAAGCUCAUUUAAAAACAUUCACAAGCCUCAUAUAAAUAUUUACAUAAUGUUUGUACUUUAAUGAAUAUUUGUCUCUAAGAUGUUAGUCAUUGAGUCCAUUUAUAUAUUAAAUCACUAACACUGAAUUAUUUUCCUAGCUUCAGGCAACUACGCUACAUCAAAUAAUACCUUGUAGAAUAUUCAUUCAUUAUCUUCUCAUUGACAUUUCUCUAUGUUUUUGGCUCAUAUAAAUGAGGCACUGCUUAGGCUUCAGAAACUAAGGAACACUGUUAAAAAGACAACAUUUGACUGAUGCUUUCACAAAAGAUAGGUUUUUCUUUUACUGCAAGAAUACAGUAGAGUACAAAAUCAGUAUGUACACAUCGUUUUUUAAGGAGCUAUGUUUGUUUUUAUGUAGGAUUUUUUUUAUGUUGGGAAAUGUUGUACAUUUUUUCCCAAAUAAUUUGUGAGUGAGAUGCAUUCGUUUGAUGGUGAUGUUCUAUCAUCAGUGUUAAGGGUGUGAUUGUGUGAUGUACUCAACUGUUUGGACCCCAGCAAGAGUAGCGGCUGCCUAGGCAGCAGCUAAUUGGGAUCCAAAUAAAAUACUAAAUACUACUAACA